This is a messenger RNA of Trichogramma pretiosum, 1285 nucleotides long. It is a transcript of the gene FucTC, whose product is annotated as alpha-(1,3)-fucosyltransferase C-like. Gene Ontology annotation, cellular component: membrane. Gene Ontology annotation, molecular function: alpha-(1->3)-fucosyltransferase activity. The coding region runs from base 26 to 1258 and encodes 410 amino acids. NCBI's taxonomy places the organism in Eukaryota, Metazoa, Arthropoda, Insecta, Hymenoptera, Trichogrammatidae. The record is from RefSeq and is a predicted model, not a curated record. The transcript is spliced from 2 exons.
CGCCGGAGUGUUCUAAAACUGCAAAAUGAAGCUUCGAUAUACUUUCUUAGUUUUUUUUUUGGUGAUCGUCAUGUGCAUUAGUACAUUUUUCAUAAUGAAGCCAGAGAAUAUAGACACGUUGACUUGCGUGAGCUGCAAUAAUUUAAGUUAUGUAUCAGAAGGUCACAAAACUAUUCUAUAUUGGAAUAGUUUUUUUUCAGAUCGAAACUUUAACAUGGGUGAGGGCUUCAUAGCGGAACAUUGCCCAUUGUACAACAACUGUUACGCUAUGAACUGGCGAUAUGCUCAAAGUCAUGAAAAGUUCGAUGCUAUUUUGUUCCAUGGAAUCAAUCAUCAACUCAACGACAAGGACUUACCAAAAAAACGUAGCUCCGAACAAAAAUAUAUCUUCAUGACUUUGGAGAGCCCAGCCAAUCGAUGGAUAAGCUCGAAAUUUAAUGACUAUUUCAACGCAACUAUGACCUACAAACUCGAUAGCGACAUCACCUGGACUUACGCUGAUAUCGUGGACAAGACUCAGCGAGUAAUCGUACCUGCAGCACGCGAGAAUAUUCAUUGGAAGUCAACAACCGAGAUGGAGGCCGCUACUGCUGCAACAAGCUUGGACGCCGAGGCCGAGAGCCGCUUGGAUGCCUUGAUGAAUGGCAAGAGAAAGUUAGCUGUUUGGUAUAGGAGUAAUUGUAUUACACCCAGUGCGCGAGAAAAGUAUGUGGAGGAACUCGAGCGUUACGCGAAUGUAGAUAAAUUUGGUUCUUGUUCGUCAAACAAAGGUUGCCCACGAGGUCAAGACUGUUUUAAAACUCAGAUAGAACCCGAGUAUUUCUUUUAUUUAUCCUUUGAAAACUCUCUGUGCGUCGACUAUGUCACUGAAAAAUUUUUCGAUGCACUCAAACAUUAUGUAGUACCUGUUGUUUAUGGUGGAGCUAACUACAGUCAAUUUGCACCACCAAAAUCAUACAUCAAUGCACUUGAUUUUAACUCACCGAAGGAUUUAGGACAAUAUUUACUUACAUUAUCUCAGAAUAAGACUGAAUAUAAAAAGUAUUUCGCAUGGAAAAAAUUUUACCGUGUUGAAUCUCCGAUUAAACGAGUAAUAUGUGAUUUAUGUAAGUUUGUAAAUGAAAAAACAAGAAGGUCUUAUGAUAUUUCAGAGUGGUUUAGCAUCAAUAGUUGUCCAAUUCAACGAAAAUUGAAAAACCAAUAUGUUAAAAAUCAAAUCAGUUACGCGACGAAGAAAACAAUUGAUGAAAAAUCGUAAAUGGUGCUUCGUAUCCUAAAAUAAAUU